This is a messenger RNA of Cololabis saira (Pacific saury), 2357 nucleotides long. RefSeq names its product solute carrier family 38 member 2 (gene slc38a2). The transcript is spliced from 15 exons. The record is from RefSeq and is a predicted model, not a curated record. Gene Ontology annotation, molecular function: L-glutamine transmembrane transporter activity. Gene Ontology annotation, biological process: amino acid transmembrane transport; L-glutamine transport. Lineage: Eukaryota; Metazoa; Chordata; Actinopteri; Beloniformes; Belonidae. Bases 320 to 1867 code for a protein of 515 amino acids.
CGCUGGCACCGACCCCGCCGCAGCUCUGUCGCCUCCAGCAUCACUACCAAACCCUGCUCUAUUUAUUUCACUCGAGACUUAUUUAUUAUUACACUUGAACUCGUGUUUUGAUCAGUGUUUUUGAGUCACAUCCUGUUGUUUUGUGUUUUUGUUAUUAAAUUAGCCGGUUUCAUUCAUUUUCUUGUUAUCUUGAAUAUAACCUCAAUAUUCUCAAGGACCCGUUUGUUUUUUGUGAAGAAAUCGUCGGGACACACUCCAGUUUCUUUUUUGAACCCAAAAGGAUUUUAAAGACAUCCUGGUGCAUCUUUAAAGCUUUAAAAUGCCCACUGAAAAACAGCCUGUUGCUAAGACCGAGAUGAAGUUUCUGAACACGCCUCGAGAAGACGACAGCAGCAGCACCAACAGCAACGACUUCCCUUACCCGGAGUUUGUGAAGAAGGUGCCGCUGGACGGCCAAUACCCCGAUUUAGAUGCAGAAAGUCAAAACUUCCUCCCUGAACAUAAGCCGGGCAAGAAGAAGUAUGAGACUGAAUAUCACCAGGGCAAUGCCUCCUUCGGCAUGUCCGUCUUCAACCUCGGAAAUGCCAUCAUGGGCAGCGGCAUCCUGGGCCUGUCCUACGCCAUGGCCAACACCGGCAUCGCUCUGUUUGUGAUCCUCCUGGUGGCCGUGGCCAUCUUCUCCCUGUACUCUGUCCACCUGCUGCUGAAGACGGCCAACGAAGGAGGUGCGCUGGUUUACGAACAGCUGGGGUACAAAGCCUUCGGGAUCCCCGGCAAGCUGGCGGCGUCCAUCUCCAUCACCAUGCAGAACAUCGGAGCCAUGUCUAGCUACCUCUACAUCGUCAAGUACGAGCUGCCCAUCGUCAUCCAUUCCUUCACCGGAGCCAACAACGGGGAGUGGUACAUCAACGGAGACUACCUGGUGAUCAUAGUGUCGGUGCUCAUCAUCCUGCCGCUGUCGCUGCUCCGGAACCUGGGUUACCUGGGCUACACCAGCGGCCUGUCCCUGCUGUGCAUGGUCUUCUUCCUGAUCGUGGUCAUCAUCAAGAAGUUCCAGAUGCCGUGCCCUCUGCCCGUGGAAGAGGCCCUGAACGAGACCAUGAAGAUGCUGAACGGCUCGUCGUACAGCCUCAACGCCACGGCCGUGGACUACAGCGACGACACCUGCCGGCCCAAGUACUUCGUCUACAACUCUCAGACUGUGUACGCCCUUCCCAUCCUGACCUUUGCCUUCGUGUGCCACCCCGCCAUCCUGCCCAUGUACGAGGAGCUCAAAGACCGCUCCCGCAGGAAGAUGCAGGGAGUCGCCAACGUGUCCUUCCUGGCCAUGUUCAUCAUGUACCUGCUGGCCGCCCUCUUCGGAUACCUCACCUUCAACAUUCACGUGGAGCCCGAGCUGCUGCACACCUACUCCAAGUAUUACAAGCACGACGUCCUGCUGCUGAUCGUGCGUCUGGCUGUGCUGACGGCCGUCACGCUCACCGUCCCCGUGGUCCUCUUCCCCAUCCGCACCUCCGUCAACCAGCUGCUCUGCGCCUCCAAGGAGUUCAGCUGGAUCCGCCACACCAUCAUCACCAUGGUGCUGCUGGGCAGCACCAACACCCUGGUCAUCUUCGUCCCCACCAUCAGAGACAUCUUCGGCUUCAUCGGUGCCUCUGCUGCUGCCAUGCUCAUCUUCAUCCUGCCGUCAGCCUUCUACAUCAAGCUGGUCAAGAAGGAGUCCAUGAAGUCUGUGCAGAAGAUCGGGGCCGUCGCCUUCCUGAUAUGCGGCUUCGUGGUCAUGUGCGGCAGCAUGACCCUCAUCAUCCUGGACUGGAUCCACAACGCCACCAACGCCGGCAACGCCGACAAGGCCGACGGACACUAGGACCACGGCCGUCCUGCUGGCGGAGGGCGGGCUCCCGGGGGCGCCGAGCAACGAGACGCAUUUAAAAAAACAAAACAAAACAGCGGUGAACUCAGCCGGCGCUCGCCUGGACUCUCCCGAGCAGCAGACCCCGCCAUUCCUCGAGAAUGUAUCUGAACUCUGUACAGUAUGCUGUUCUAGACCACCAAGAUGGUGUUUUACGUUCUUCUUUUUUUACGAUAACAUUUUUUUUUUUUUUUUAUUGCUGUUUUUUUUGCUUUUUACUCCUUUUUUAUGUUCUGGUUUCCUAAUAGUUAUGGUACAGCUAAGAUCAAAGACGCGGGCGUGCCUCGGCACGGCCCCGCGCGCUGGUGCGCCGUCGGCUCGCCGCCUCCGAGCCGCUCGGGAAAAGUACGUGAAGCCCCCGAAGACUUGAGGAGAGGCUGCAUGACUUGAACGCUCCUCCCGCUCACGGACAGUUCACUUCCUUCCAAACCUUUUAGUUUGUUUU